Alosa alosa (allis shad) is the source of this 2594-nucleotide messenger RNA. It is a transcript of the gene mapkapk5, whose product is annotated as MAPK activated protein kinase 5. The transcript has 14 exons. The coding region runs from base 832 to 2247 and encodes 471 amino acids. NCBI's taxonomy places the organism in Eukaryota, Metazoa, Chordata, Actinopteri, Clupeiformes, Clupeidae. Gene Ontology annotation, molecular function: calmodulin binding; mitogen-activated protein kinase binding; calcium/calmodulin-dependent protein kinase activity. Gene Ontology annotation, biological process: Ras protein signal transduction; protein autophosphorylation; negative regulation of TOR signaling. Gene Ontology annotation, cellular component: nucleus; cytoplasm. The record is from RefSeq and is a predicted model, not a curated record.
UCAGUGUUUUCUUGGUGUACAAGCGGCUAGCCAACAAGCUAGCUCUGUAACGGAGUAGUUGUCGAGUCCAUAGUAUGGUCAAUAUAAGUAUUUCUUCCAUUGGAGUGCUGCUGUAGUCUUUGUGUUUACUGGUCGCUGUUGUGAGUGUCGUGUAAAGUAAGGGUAAUUAAUACAUAUCCCAUAGGUUAUUAUGGCGCAAGCCAUCUCGACGAUUUAUGUUGGCUAAUCUGCCGGGGCUUUUCCGCUGCCCGUUUGCUCCUCCUUUAGUGUUUUUUUUUUCCCUCAGCAGUUUGGAAGACAUUGAAUGAUCGGCACUGCAGCAAGUUUACAAACCAGCUCAAAUGCACCAUUGAGAGGACCGACACUGGUGUUAAUUUGUGACAUCCCGUAGGAAACCCUCUGCUUGCUACGAACUCACUAGCUAGCUAUUUAUACAUCUCUUUGUUUCCACCAUCAAAAGUGGUGAUCUCAUCAAGCCAACGUUAGACUGUCCAUGCGAAUGUGUGACAUCUACUCAAGUGUCCCGUUGUCUUUCAUGUUUGUGUUAGUUCAGUCCAGAAGACUGGAAGUUGACGGAGUCCCAGCAGGUCGUGAAAUCGAAAAGUCGGAGCGAACUCUGUCCGACGAGGACAAAUGCAAGACGACGUGUACCGAAGCGGCCAUUUGACCCAAAAUAAGUUGUCAGUCAUGUCAUCUGCAUAUUACAUGCAGUAGCCGGUGGUCUUGUCAAAAGUUACUACUGCAAGUAACAAAGUUGGAUGGAAUAGCAGGUCUAAUUGCAUGUCCUGAAGGUUUGCAUUUAUAAACGACCGGAUUUGAAGUAACGGCGCUAUGUCGGACGACAACAACGUUGACAAAUUUAUAAAGGAAACCUCCAUCUUGGAGGAGUACAACAUCAACUGGACACAGAAGCUCGGAGCCGGCAUCAGCGGACCCGUGAGGGUGUGUGUGAAGAAGUCAACACAAGAAAGAUUCGCCCUCAAAAUCCUGAUUGACCGGCCCAAAGCUCGCAAUGAGGUGAGGCUUCAUAUGAUGUGUGCAGCACACCACAACAUUGUCCAGAUAAUGGAGGUGUAUGCCAACAGUGUGCAGUUUCCACAUGAGUCCAGUCCAAGAGCAAGGCUGUUGAUCGUCAUGGAGAUGAUGGAAGGAGGUGAGCUGUUCCACAGAAUAAGUCAACACAGACACUUUACUGAGAAGAUGGCUAGCCAGGUCACAAAACAGAUAGCACAAGCGUUGGAACACUGUCACUCGCUCAACAUUGCUCAUCGAGACCUGAAGCCGGAAAACUUGCUCUUCAAGGACAAUUCACUGGAUGCUCCUGUGAAAUUGUGUGAUUUUGGCUUUGCCAAAAUAGACCAAGGCGACUUGAUGACUCCACAGUUCACUCCUUACUAUGUAGCACCUCAGGUUCUGGAGGCACAGAGGCGACACCAGAAAGAAAAGUCUGGAAUAAUACCUACCUCACCCACCCCCUACACUUAUAACAAGAGCUGUGACCUUUGGUCUUUGGGGGUCAUCAUCUACGUGAUGCUGUGCGGCUACCCGCCAUUCUAUUCGAAGCACCACAGCCGCACCAUCCCCAAGGACAUGCGCAAGAAGAUCAUGACCGGCAGCUUCGACUUCCCUGAGGAUGAGUGGAGCCAGAUCUCCGAGAUGGCCAAGGACAUAGUGCGCAAGCUACUGAAGGUGAAGCCGGAGGAGAGGCUGACCAUCGAGGGGGUGUUGGCCCACCCAUGGCUCAACUGCACAGAAGCGCUGGAUAAUGUGCUGCCCUCGGCCCAGAUGAUGAUGGAUAAGGCAGUGGUAGCUGGGAUUCAGCAGGCGCAUGCUGAGCAACUCGCCAACAUGAGGAUCCAGGACCUCAACGUCAGCCUUAAACCUCUCAACUCUGUCAACAACCCUAUCCUGAGGAAAAGGAAACUGCUUGGCACCAAGCCCAGUGAUGGGUUCUUCAUCCACGACCCAGAGAAUGGUGGAGACGACUCCAAUGUUGCUCUGGAGAAGCUCCGAGACGUCAUCGCCCAGUGUAUCCUGCCACAGGCUGGAGAGAAUGAGGAUGAGAAGCUGAACGAGGUGAUGCACGAUGCCUGGCGCUUCAACCGUGACUGCAAGCACCUCCGAGACGGACUCCAGGGCCUCAGCUGGGAUGGGAGGGCAUUUUGCGACAAGGUGGACCGCUUGAAGCUGGCUGAGAUCGUCAAACAAGCCAUUGAGGAAAAAACAAACUUACAGGAGUCUCAAUAGCAAGUGCUGAAUUUCUAUUUCCUUUUGUACUGUUUUAUUAUAUUUGUUCUUAAGCAAAUAACUGUAAAGAUACCUUUUUUCAUGUAAAUUUAAGUGCUGAAACAUUUUUUUUUUUUAAAUGGACAUGCUCAAAAAAAAAAAAAAUACUGUAAAACUGUAGAUAUAUUCAAGGAAUUGUUGGUACGAAAAGCUUUUUUUAACAAAUGACGGUGAAGAAAAGAACAGAGAAGUGUCUAUUUUUUCUUUUUUUUUAAAGGAAGGAGAGAAGGAAAAAGACAGCAAAAUUUAAUUACAGCCUGCACUGGAAAAGCAAGGGAGAUUUUUUUUUUUACAACCUGCUUGUCCAA